AACAGUGGUUCCAUCCUACUGUCCUCUUCCACUGCCUCUCCCCCUCCAGAGAGCACUACCAACUUUGAAAUCGUUUUCUCCAUGAAAAAGGAGGCACCUUUGAAUGAGGAUGCAGGAGGGAAAACAAGGACCUUGUGUCAACCGUAAAGCUUGAGCUUUAGUCCCACCAUUAUCCUUGCCUUUUGAUAUAUCAAGCAGCAAUGGUUCCGAGCUAUGACUAUGCUUCCUCUGCCCUCCUCUGCGUUGAGGACAACAGUUGCAUCCUGGGUUUUGAUGACGGUGAUGGUGAUAACGACGAGGACGAGGAGCAUACCCGUGGUUGUGUUUCUCAACAAAAAAGGUGCGAUUUUUAUGGGGAUUUCCCCACGGGCUUUCCCCCCCAAUCGGACGAGUGCUUGGCUUUCAUGGUCGAGAGGGAGACCGCGCAUAUGCCGAGGGAGGACUAUGCCGAGAGGCUGCGUUCCGGGUCAUUAGACUUGUCCAUUAGGAGAGAUGCCAUUGAUUGGAUAUUGAAGGUCCAUGCGCAUUAUAAUUUGGGACCAUUGAGUGCCUAUUUAUCUGUAAACUACUUGGAUCGGUUCCUGUCUACCUAUGAUCUUCCUGAAGGCAAGGCUUGGAUGACACAACUAUUAUCCGUGGCAUGCUUAUCAUUGGCUGCGAAGAUGGAGGAAACCGAUGUCCCUCUCUGCCUGGACUUGCAGGUGGGCGAGGCAAAAUAUGUAUUUGAAGCUAGGACUAUACGGAGAAUGGAGCUUCUGGUUCUGAGCACACUUAAAUGGAGGAUGCAAGCUGUGACUCCAUUCUCUUUUAUCGACUUCUUCCUGAACAAAUUCAGUGGUGGCAGUGUGCCAACUGAAGCGGCGAUCUGUCGAUCGAUGGAGCUCAUUUUGAGCACAAUUAGAGGGAGUGAUUUGCUAGAAUUCAGGCCUUCCGAAACUGCUGCAGCCAUUACAGUGUUGGUUUUGGAACAGACACAAACCAUGGAUGUUGAGAAAGCUGUGUCCGGUUGCAUCCAAGUAUCAAAGGAUCAAGUGUUGAGAUGUUAUCAAGUGAUUAUAGAUAUGGAAUUGAGGAGAAACAGGGAACUCAAAAAUGAUAGCAUAUCACUCAAAAAUGAUAGCCCCAUUGGUGUGCUGGAUGCCGCAUGCCUGAGCUAUAAAAGCGAUGAGAGAACUGCUGAAUCACAUGUAACAUGUCAUCAUAGUUCUGCUAGUAAAAGGAGGAAAAUAAGCAGGCCAUGAAUGAAAAGCUUGGUAUCUCUCAUCUGCUUGGGAGGAUUUGUCACCAUCAAACUGGUAGUUUGAUAUGGCCAUAAUCUUAGAUUAAAAAAAGAAAAAAGAAUAAUUUCUCAUAUGCCUACAAUUUGAAUGGAGCAGCCAUCAGAGAUCAGGUGGUAAACUGUAAAGAAGUAUGAUGAGGAGAAGACCAUGAAACAACUAUAUUAAGGUAAUUGUUAUUCUUCUUUCUUGGGAAAAAGAUCAAGAGAAGUGCUAUGUAGGAGAUCAGACUGAUCAGCUUGUGUCUGCCAUGCUUUUGUUUGACCACUUGUCCCCUUAGAUUCUGGACUUUGCUUCCAUCUGAUUAAAAGAAGGAAUCCACUGUUUAGUGGGUGCUUGUGGGGGAAGCCCUCUUGGAAGUUUCAGUCUCUUGUUUAAGCUUUUAGGAGCAGCUUCAAAUGAUGGAGGAAUGAUUCCCUGCUGCCUUGUUCUUCUUUGUGUCUCAGUCUGCUAAAGCAUCUUUUGUCAUCUGUAAUGAGCUGCUACUGUGAGUGCAUCCCAAGAUCUAUUCAGUGUUGUAAGAUUGAACUUGUCUGCAAGUUGAUGUUAAUUCUAAACUAAUUCUGUAGAAACACAUGCCAUGGCUUUGUGUGUGCACUGAGAUCCACCUUUACAUAUUCAUGUGCAGAUAUGGUUUCAUGUUGUUGCUAUCA
Molecule: messenger RNA, 1930 nt
Organism: Musa acuminata AAA Group (dessert banana)
Lineage: Eukaryota; Viridiplantae; Streptophyta; Magnoliopsida; Zingiberales; Musaceae
Product: cyclin-D4-1-like
Exons: 6
Coding region: 201-1241 (346 amino acids)
Biological process (GO): mitotic cell cycle phase transition; regulation of cyclin-dependent protein serine/threonine kinase activity
Cellular component (GO): cytoplasm; cyclin-dependent protein kinase holoenzyme complex; nucleus
Molecular function (GO): cyclin-dependent protein serine/threonine kinase regulator activity
Source: RefSeq, a predicted model, not a curated record